AUGGCUAAAUGUUUUCUACCUCUUAUUCCUUUAUUCUUGAUUGUUCUUCUUCUUGCCGUCGCCGUUUCAGAAUCCAAAGCAUACUCAACAACAACGCCGUUCGAAGGACAUAAGCCGGAGAAACUCAGCCACCUCCACUUUUACUUCCAUGACGUAAUCACUGGCGACAAACCAACUGCCAUAAGAGUCGCUGCCCCCCCUGGAACAAACUCCUCCGCAGUCUCAUUUGGUGUGGUUAUGAUCGCCGACGACCCGUUGACAGAGGGACCAGACCCGAGCUCGAAGGAAGUCGGGAGAGCUCAGGGGAUGUAUGUUUCGACGGACAUGAACAUGUUAAGCUUCACAAUGGUCUUUAACUUGGUGUUCACGGAAGGAGAGUUUAACGGGAGCACCAUAGCUAUGUAUGGACGGAAUCCGAUAAUGUCGAAGGUGAGGGAGAUGCCGAUCAUCGGAGGCACCGGGGUGUUCAGGUUUGCUAGAGGCUACGCACAAGCCAGAACUUAUAAACUUGUUGGUUUAAAUGCCGUGGUUGAAUACAAUGUAUUCAUUUGGCAUUAA
Messenger RNA from Brassica oleracea var. oleracea, 558 nucleotides. RefSeq names its product dirigent protein 2. The transcript has a single exon. The coding region runs from base 1 to 558 and encodes 185 amino acids. The record is from RefSeq and is a predicted model, not a curated record. NCBI's taxonomy places the organism in Eukaryota, Viridiplantae, Streptophyta, Magnoliopsida, Brassicales, Brassicaceae.